Carlito syrichta (Philippine tarsier) is the source of this 708-nucleotide messenger RNA. RefSeq names its product RNA-binding protein with multiple splicing. The coding region runs from base 1 to 648 and encodes 215 amino acids. Gene Ontology annotation, molecular function: mRNA binding. The record is from RefSeq and is a predicted model, not a curated record. Lineage: Eukaryota; Metazoa; Chordata; Mammalia; Primates; Tarsiidae. The transcript has 6 exons.
AUGGGUGCUAGGUGCCACGACAGCUCUGUCAACCUAAAGCCCUGGGAGAUUAAUAUAACUACUCCCAUUUCACAGAUGAGGAACCAAGCUAGCAGUCUUUCCAAGAGUGUUGCAAAGGCCCAGACCCCCUUUCUUGUUCAGAUGCACUUUGACUCUCUGAAGAUCGUCUGUGUGAAUGAAACUCCAGGUCUGCUGGCACGGGGUGGGUCCGGAGAGCGUGCGUGGCGGUGUCCACGCGCGGCUGCGUGCCUCAGACCGCGUCACUCCACGGACUUUUCGGAGACUUUCGUCCGGACCCUAUUUGUCAGCGGUCUUCCUCUGGAUAUCAAACCUCGGGAGCUCUAUCUGCUUUUCAGACCAUUUAAGGGCUAUGAGGGUUCUCUUAUAAAGCUCACAUCUAAACAGCCCGUAGGUUUUGUCAGUUUUGACAGUCGCUCUGAAGCAGAAGCUGCAAAGAAUGCUUUGAAUGGCAUCCGCUUCGAUCCUGAAAUUCCGCAAACACUACGACUAGAGUUUGCUAAGGCAAACACGAAGAUGGCCAAGAACAAACUAGUAGGGACUCCAAACCCCAGUACUCCUCUGCCUAACACUGUACCUCAGUUCAUUGCCAGAGAGCCAUGUAAGUUGAUCUACUUUUCAUUUUUUUAAGAGAAAGAAUUGUUCAUGUACUGCAUGUGAGAUUACACUACAGGAUAUAGAGCUGACUGA